Molecule: messenger RNA, 2499 nt
Organism: Theileria parva strain Muguga
Lineage: Eukaryota; Apicomplexa; Aconoidasida; Piroplasmida; Theileriidae
Product: putative integral membrane protein
Exons: 2
Coding region: 334-2499 (721 amino acids)
Source: RefSeq, a predicted model, not a curated record
UUUACAAUUUAUAUAUAAUUUUAUAAUUUAUAUUUGUUAUUUUGUACAAUAUUUUACCAGUUUAAUGUAGAAAUUUUUUACACAUUUUCAAUAUCUUACACAUUAUCCAAACUUUCCCAAAUUUUAUCCAUAAAAUAUUCUUUUAUCAUUUUUUAAAUAAUCUUUUAAAUGGGAAUUUAGUUUUUUAUCGUAAAUUUUAACUUUUUAAACUAAUUUUAACAUUUCAAUUUUUACACAAAAUGAUCAAAUUAAUCUCAAAUAAUCUCAAAUUAAUCUUAAAAUAAUCUUAAAAUAAUCUAAAAUUAAUUAUUAAAUUGGGGGAAGGUUGGAAAAAUGAGACUGAAGAGGAUUUGUAGGAAGAUUUGUUUGUUUCUGAUUGGUUUUAACUUGUUAAUUCCGGUCCAUUUUCUCCUCAGCACAACUGACUCACUGGAUUUAACCCCGUUUAGAAGACUUUGCGGUGUGAUUGUGACGGUUUCUGGGAUCCUCGGCUCGUUUUACCUCUUGGUCAUUUCAGCCAAGUUUACUCUCACACAUUUUAACAAAUUGUUGACAAUUAUUAUUAACUCCGUAGGUCUGGUGUAUAAUGUCGUGCUAACUGUUACCUCUCACAAGGGGAAUAAUAUCGCCUUUUUCUGGCUAAUCACCAUUUAUUCUGUCAUUAUCGGACUUAACGAAUGCUUCACCAUUGUCAUCGAUCCCGUCAAUAUUCCCUUCUUCCUCAUGGGAACCACACUCUCCGCUCUUAUCUCCUCUUUCCACAGGUUCAUCCAGAUUAACUCGGUGGACACAGUGGACACACAGGGUAACAGAACCCUGUUGAUAGUUGGGUUGGUGGUCUCAGUGAUAGUGGUAAUAUUAUGUAUAUAUGGUUAUGGAGGGAGUGCGUUGUUUAGUAUAAUUGGGAUAACGAGGAUGACUGAUUUCACGUUGGAUAACUCGGACAACAAGUUAACCCAAGAGGAUGAAAAGUAUGAAAAGUAUUUAAACGACAGGAUCGUGCACAGGAUCAAGAAUCUGGAAUACGAAAUCAUUCUCAAACCUAAUCUAAUCCACGACUACACCAUCAAGAAUAUUAUCAACUCCAAGGUUAAAAAUGUUAAGGAAAGGGAAAACAAGAGCAGUUCCAUAGUAAGACAUAACACCAAUGCCUCAGAAUGUGUAGAUGACGAGGAGAUGGUUGAGAUUGAGGUUUUGGUGAGUGAGAUCCGUUAUGAGAAUAUGAUGACAGGUUUAACGAUACACCGUCACGAGGUGGGAAAAGACGUUAAACUAUCACGAAUCCAUGAUGAAUACAUUGACAUUGACGUCAACCUCUACCACUUCAAGUGCGCCGACGUGUUUAAACUUAAUAACCUACUCCUCAUCAACGUUGUCACCGUACAAUUCGAUGAUAAACACACACCGUCCUCCACCAACUCCCUCAAUCACACUCUUAUCAUCCCUGGCAAUUCUCAUUCUAACACUGGUAACACUGGUAACACUGGUAACACUGGUAACACAAUGGGUACAGGUAACACAGUGGCUUCUGGAAGAGUGUGUAGAGAAGAGAUGGGAGUGUAUGAGAUGAAUUAUUAUUUCUUUUUGGUGUAUAAUAAGAUGUAUCAGUAUAAGCCGAACAGUGAUGAGUGGGUGCACCCCGUGGAGUUACUGCUGCAACUUUCACAACUACACAUACAACCCAUACACACAUAUAUACACACCACACACAGUGACAAGGGCACAUACACCAAAUACCUCAAAUACUUACCAUUUAAACUUUUUAACCGUAAAUCUCACAGUCACACUGUGGAUACUGGGGAAAAUUCCACCAAUUCUGCUGCUACUAACACAGUUGAUAAUAAUCUCGGUAUAGAAGAGGUGAGAGAGAAGUUGGUGAUAUUAUUCUUGAAUAACAAGUUUAAGUAUGGGUUACUGGGUUCUUUGAUGGCGGUUUUGAUGAAUCUGACAACUGUGUCAACUUUGUUUAUCACGUUUCCAAUUGUUAAUUUGGCGACUGAGUUACAGCUGGAGACUGCUAACAGGCUCCAAUUUGUGCUCAGUAUCGUCGGAGUAGUUCCGAUUUUAUUCCUGCUGUUGGCAUGUUUUCUGGAGCAUUUUGAGCACAUUUCACCUCAAAUGCACUUUGACAACAUUUACAAGUACAUUUUUAUAUCUUUUAUUUUAUACUUUGGGGUUGGAAUUGGCUCGUUUUUCCUACUCCGGAACGGGAAUAACAGGGCCCAGUUAACAUACCACACGGCGUAUUUACUGAUUCUACUAGUGCUAAUGCUGUGCAGUUAUGGAAUGAACGUGGGCAUCACGCUGAUCAGUGUGAUGUUUAUCAAGUCCGCAAGAGUGGACGAACUCACCGGAAGAAGACUCGAAAAUAACAUUAAAACUAAUAUCCAAGUCAUGUCAUUCAUGAUGAUAAUGUACAAUAGUGUUAGAUUCACCUACAUUUGGAUUUAUCAAACAUAUGAUAACAGCUUCUACAACAAGUUCUACUGGAUAAUCUAA